AUGCUUGGCCUAGCCAUGGGGCUCAGGGGGGGACAGUGCUGGUUGCAGAUAGCAUUGCUGGUGGCUGCUCUCUGGCUGGUGACAGGCCUGGAAUAUGCCCUGGUGUCCCCACAGGAGAGGCUUCCUCUCUUCGCACUCCUCUCAUCCUCCCCAGAGCAGAUCAGCUACGUGCCCCAGCUCUCAAAUGCCACCCUGGGGGCGAAGCUCACACAGUCCACCUUCACCCUUGAGCAGCCGAUGGGCCAGUUCAGUCACCUCAAAAUCUCCGACUUUGAUGCCAUCUGGCUAGUGGUGGCUCACAGCAAUGCCACCCAGGACUUCACGGCCCCACAGAAGCCGGAGGACUUUCCUGCCCCCGCUGACCUGCCCCAGAAGGGCUACUACCUCACCAUAAGGGCCAGACCGUCUCUCUACCUGGGCAACCAGACCAGCAACCAGCUCCGGGUCCUCCGUGUGGGCAACAAUACCGUCUGCUCCCCAACUGCAAAGGGGUGCAACUACCCCCUGCCGGGCCCGGGCCCCUACCGGGUCAAGUUCCUAGUGAUGAGCAAUGAGCGGGGGCCUUUGGCUGAGACAGAGUGGUCCAAUGACACCCACCUGCUGCAAGCACAGACCCUCCAGGCCGUGCCAGGGCCGCGGACGGCGGGCACGGUGGUCCUCAUCACCUUCCUGUCGGUGCUGCUGGCCGUGCUCCUCGCCGCCCUCCUGGCGCUGCUCGUUUACACCUGCUUCGACACCUGCAGGACUAUAUCCAUCUCAGUCCCGGAGGAGCCCGUGUGCAUGAGAAAAUACGACACACACCACAUGUUCAGCUCUCCAGCCACAGGGGGCUCCUGA
This is a messenger RNA of Elephantulus edwardii (Cape elephant shrew), 837 nucleotides long. Its product is annotated as uroplakin-3b-like protein-like. The record is from RefSeq and is a predicted model, not a curated record. The coding region runs from base 1 to 837 and encodes 278 amino acids. The transcript is spliced from 7 exons. NCBI's taxonomy places the organism in Eukaryota, Metazoa, Chordata, Mammalia, Macroscelidea, Macroscelididae.